Messenger RNA from Phycomyces blakesleeanus NRRL 1555(-), 1174 nucleotides. RefSeq lists its product as hypothetical. The transcript is spliced from 9 exons. Gene Ontology annotation, molecular function: oxidoreductase activity. The coding region runs from base 81 to 1076 and encodes 331 amino acids. The record is from RefSeq and is a predicted model, not a curated record. Lineage: Eukaryota; Fungi; Mucoromycota; Mucoromycetes; Mucorales; Phycomycetaceae.
AAAAACGAUAUCUCAAUACCAUCAAUCUAUCUCUUUUUAUUUCUAUAAAACCUAUUUACACUCUUACCAGAUCAUACAAAAUGUUAGCCGUUCAAGUCAAGCAGCCAGGAGACGCGUCUCAGCUGUACAUUGGUGAAUACCAGACUCCCACCCCGACUGAUACUCAGCUACUCGUCAAAAUCAAAUGUUUCUGUCUGAAUCGUAUGGAUAUUAACCAGCGUGAGGGUAACUAUCCUCCUCCUCCUGGUGCCAGUCCUAUUCUGGGAGUAGAACUAUCUGGUAUAGUUGAGUCAGUUGGUAAAAAUGUCACCAAGUUCAAGAAAGGUGACGCCAUUUUUGGAUUGAUUCCCGGUGGAGCCUACGCUGAGUACGCGGUUAUAGAAGAGGGUUUGGCUAUUCCCAAAUCAGAAAAUGUGUCUUUUGAGAAAGCUGCUGCAAUUCCUGAGACAUGGUUUACUGCAUACCAGGCUCUCUUUUUUGUGGCCGAGCUAAAAGAAGGCCAAGAUAUUUUAAUUCAUGCGGGAGCAUCAGGAGUCGGAAUAGCUGCCAUUCAAUUAGCUAAAGAUUUUGGCGCCAACAAGAUUUUUGUCACAGCUGGAUCUGACGAAAAGGUAGCAUUCUGCGAAAAACUUGGUGCAACACGAGCCAUCAACUACAAGACUGAAAAAUGGGCUGAUGUUAUCGCAAAAGAAACAAAUGGAAAUGGCGUUAAUGUAGUCGUGGAUAUGAUUGGAAAAGAUUACUGGAAUGACAAUAUCAAUUCACUUGCAAAGGAUGGGCAUAUGGUAAUCCUUGCAUUUAUGAGUGGUAAUCUGGUUCCCAACUUCAACAUUGCCCCAUUGCUGUUCAAGCGUAUUAGAAUUGAAGGAACUGCCCUCAGAAGUCGUUGUUUGGAGUAUCAGAUCAGACUUCGUGAUGCUGUUUAUGAAAAGGCUAUUGCACAUCAUCUGUGCAAAGACGACGGUGCUGUAAAGGUGUUUGUUGACAAAGUGUUUGACUGGAAGGAUAUUGUGGAAGCUCAUAAAUAUCUUGAGAGCAACCAGUCAAUGGGUAAAAUUGUUGUUCGUGUGAAUUAAGUUCAAUAUAUAUAUAUAUACAUAUACAUAUAAAUAUAAAAAUAUAAAAAUGUAUAUCCUCUUUAUCAAUAUGAUCGAUAUUAUCGUUUCCAGUUUUA